Molecule: messenger RNA, 3228 nt
Organism: Pogona vitticeps (central bearded dragon)
Lineage: Eukaryota; Metazoa; Chordata; Lepidosauria; Squamata; Agamidae
Gene: CXCR5
Product: C-X-C motif chemokine receptor 5
Biological process (GO): cell chemotaxis; calcium-mediated signaling; lymph node development
Cellular component (GO): membrane; external side of plasma membrane
Molecular function (GO): C-C chemokine receptor activity; C-C chemokine binding; C-X-C chemokine receptor activity
Source: RefSeq, a predicted model, not a curated record
GGCCGAGGGUGCUGUGGGGGUGAGGGGGUGGCCAAGGAAGCUGGCGACAGGUCAGGCAACGGCUCUCCCCCAGUGGGCCCCGGAUUUGGGACCUUGAAGCCCCAACUGGAUGCUUCAAAUAGAGACCUUGGAUUAUAAUGCAUCCGAGAGUGAAGAGAACAUGACUUACGAGGAGUACAUGUGCCCAGAAGCAGGGGGUGGCAGCGCCAAAGCCCAUUUUCAGAAGUUCCUUGUGCCUGUGGUCUACCUGCUGAUCUUUCUGCUGGGCAGCCUGGGCAACUUCCUGGUGAUUGUGAUCCUGUGGCGCUACCGGCGCUCUCGCACUUCCACCGAGCGCUUCCUCUUCCACUUGGCCUUGGCCAACCUUCUCCUUGUGCUGACUUUCCCGUUUGGUGUUGUGGAAAGCUUAGCCGGCUGGGUCUUUGGGACCUUCUCCUGCAAAGUGCUGAGUGCCACGCACCGGAUCAACUUCUACAGCAGCAGCUUGCUCCUGAGCUGCAUCAGCGUGGAUCGCUACCUGGCGGUGGUGCAUGCCGUACGCACCUUCCAAAAGCAGCGCGCUCUGUCGGUCCACUUGACAUGCCUGGCAGUGUGGCUCCUCUCGCUCCUGCUGGCGAUGCCAGACCUCCUCUUUACUGAAGUUUGGGAAGGCGGUGACAACCUCAGUGUCUGCUACUUCACGGAACACGGGGCCCACGGCAUCAACUCCUGGCUCGCGACCCGUUUCCUGUACCACAUUGUGGGCUUCUUCCUGCCUUCCAUGGUCAUGUGCUACUGCUACGCUGCCAUUGUGAGGGUCCUCUUCCAGUCCCAGCGUUUGCAGCGGCAGAAAGCCGUCAGAGUGGCCAUCCUGGUCACCAGCGUCUUCCUGCUCUGCUGGACCCCUUACCAUGUGGUCAUCUUUUGGGACACACUCACCAAGCUGGAGGCAGACGACAAGAUGUGUGCUGUGGAUUAUGGCCUGACCACGGCCAUUAUAGUGACCGAGAUGGUGGCCUUCAGCCAUUGCUGCCUCAACCCCAUUCUCUAUGCUUUCGUGGGCAUCCGAUUCCGCCAUGACGCUUGCCGAGUUCUGCACGACCUGGGCUGCCUGAGCCAGAGUGCCUUGCAAGAGGCUCUGGGUUCAUGGAGGAUGGAGAGCACAACCGAGACCAACCUCUCUGUCAGCCGCCACCCGGCUUCCCCCUGUGCCAUGAACCUCUUGGCCACCUCUUCAGGACCGCCUGGUCCCUCCGCUUCUCCCCAAGGGUCGACUGGCCAGUGGCUCAAAGAGGAAGGAUGGGACUCUGAUUAGGCCUCGGCAGAGGCAAAGCCCAGGAGCCAGUGGCAACGGAUGGAUGGAGGACACAAGAUCCUUUGCUUGUAAGCCAGCGGGCGUCUUCCCCAAAGGUGGUGAGUCGGGACACUCCUAUUCUUCGCAUCGCUUGGAAACCCCUCCUGCUACCCUGGCCUGGCAUUUUUGCUUCCACAUGGAUCAGAAAAGGCCCCGCUUUGGCACGCAGCCUGCAAGACUCUCCCUGGGCACCUUCGGCUCGGUCCUUACGAGAACAUCCGACUUUGAUACCAACAUGCGUCACAACUCCCUUCUGGUGUUCUUUCGAAGGCGGCCUCUUCUGCCUGAGCCCUGCUGAGCCCUGGAGGAUCAUUUCAAGCCAGGGGACCGAAUCCAUUCUGGCUGAGGGUAAGGCUGGCAGGCACGAAAGGGGACCCCAGCCAUGAGCUGGUGGCAUUGCACCUCACCGGCACAGCCUCCCAUUCCAGAAGAAAGGCUGGAUGCAGAUCCGGAGUGAGACCCACCACCAGCUCUGCAUCACGCCUCAACAAUGUCAAGCGAACAAAUCUACAUCCACCUGUUCAGCUGGUUAAAGAAACCCUCUCCUCUCUCCCCAAUGCCGUGACAAUGUGGGCCUAUCCUGUUCUUCAGGAUGGAGGUGCCUGCUGGGCCCGACCGUUUUUGCUAGCGGGGAGGAGGAAGGAAAGUCAUGGGUAGGUGGGCUUUGGUGCCUGCCUGUCUCUGCUUUGGGUGAAGCAGGUGACAUCAUCAUCAUCAUUCAGGAACAAGAGGUGUGGGGGGAGUAGUCUCCAGAGCCCCCCAGGCCAACCAUGGGGCAGUGUGGUCUAACCUUUGCAUGCACUCCCUUGCUAAAACUGUGGAAGGAGACCCCUUCCUGGCUUAGCUACGGGAUCACCUCUGGAGGAGCUUGUGCUGAAUAGCUUUCACAGCCCCUUCUCUCUCAGGCCAAAUCAUCUGUGAACCUAAACCAGGUAGCAAAGGCCCAGAAAGACAACAGGAUAAGGUGGGGAGGGGGGGGGAGAGGGGAUUGGCCAACAACCCACCUUCCUGGCCUGACUUCCCCACUUGCCACCUUGCCACGUCUGCCACCUUCAGGUGUUCUCUUCCCAGCCCCUGGAUCUUCCUUCCCUCCCAAGACCGAUUAGUGAGGACGACAGAGCAUGGCUCAGCAGGUGGAAACCACCCAGCCACAACCACGAAAAGCGACGGCCUUCUUCAGGUGCUGUGGGAAGUGUGGGAGCGGCAGUAUCCCGAAAUAUGGGAAGAGAUGUCUGGGGCAGAAGAUGACCCUUUGCUUCUGCCCAGCAAGGAGCACCUCGGAGUGUCCGGCCUCUAAACAGAGGGCAGCACCUGUCACCAGGAGCCACAAAGGCACUGGCCGUGGCCCCCUCCGUGGCCCUUUGCUUCCCCACCCCCACUUGCCCCAGGGCACCUGGCCAUCGCCACCAGAAAGGCUCUCUGGCCACCUCGGUGCCCGCACAAGGCAGCUCGCUGUGAAGGGGAUGCUGGUCUCCUCAGAGAGGGGGAGAGCAGGCACUCCAGGCCAAAGGGGCCUCCUCUGCCCAGCCCGGACGUGGGUUUCGCCUUCCUGGCGCUCAGACCGUUCUUUCUUGACCAAGGGCGACUUACAAAGCACGACCUGCCGUCAGAACGAGCACGCUGUCGGCAGCGGAAGGGGGCCCACCAAGGUCCAGGGAAGAGCUCUGUCCAGUUGUGGCUGGACCCGCGGCCCCUCCUGGUCAGGCCGGAGCUCCCCCUCCCCCCCGGGCAGCUGAACAACAGCACAAAAGGCUCCGCACAGGCAUCUUCUGAAAUGUCUCUUUUUAAUAAAAAGGCACCUAUAAAACAGGUCAAUCAAUACGUUACAGGCAGCACAAGAUACCCAAAACAAGCCUAGAAAUCAUCUCAAAAUAAAAACCAAUAAGAUGUCUUCA